AUGCUCCUCGACGAAGAUCCCGCAGCCCUCAUCGCAUCCUGCGCCGCAAACUUCAACAUAGCUCCCGACCGCGCUUCCUUGACACGCAUCUCCUCCUCCCUAAGCUCGCUACAACAGUUCCGACAACAUAACCUCUCCCAGCUUUCGUCCACGCUCGCCCAGUUCUCGCGGCAGCUGUCGAACCUACAAUCGCAGCACUCGCUCAUCGUCUCGUCGCACAACGCUGCCGAUCAUGCGAGCGAAAUCUUGAGGCUGGACACCGAGAAGUUCAGGAUUGCAAAGCAGGCCAGUGAGGCCGAGAUCGAGGUUGAAAGACUCGAAGCGGAACUUGAUGGUUUGAGGGGCCAGCUUGGGGAUAUGGAAGCCCAGGGAGUUGAGAACGCUGCAGAGGCGCAGCGAAGCGCGGGUUUGGCAGAAGACGAGGUUUUGCUGAAGCUCAAGGUUUACCGCUCACUGGGCAUUGACGUUGAACAGGACCAGGGCACGGGCAGAUACAGCAAGGCCGUGAUCCGGAAUACGCAGAAAGGCGACGUGCACGUGGUCAAUAUUGAUCCAAAGUUCUCGCAGUUCUUUUACGCCAACUGGUUCUGGCAGACAAUGUAG
Molecule: messenger RNA, 603 nt
Organism: Coniosporium apollinis CBS 100218
Lineage: Eukaryota; Fungi; Ascomycota; Dothideomycetes
Exons: 3
Coding region: 1-603 (200 amino acids)
Source: RefSeq, a predicted model, not a curated record